Messenger RNA from Helianthus annuus (common sunflower), 1762 nucleotides. Its product is annotated as amino acid transporter AVT3B. Gene Ontology annotation, cellular component: vacuolar membrane. Gene Ontology annotation, biological process: amino acid transmembrane transport. The transcript has a single exon. Lineage: Eukaryota; Viridiplantae; Streptophyta; Magnoliopsida; Asterales; Asteraceae. Gene Ontology annotation, molecular function: amino acid transmembrane transporter activity. The record is from RefSeq and is a predicted model, not a curated record. Bases 147 to 1436 code for a protein of 429 amino acids.
UAUUUUCAUCACAUUUUCAAACACGUCACGCCUCCUACAAAAUAUCAUAUUCCGUUAAAAAAAAAAAUCAUCACCAAUUUUAAUGUAAAUCUUUCAUAAACAACUUCCUAUCAUCAUUUGAUCCAAUCACUAAUAAGUCAAUCACGAUGGUGUUCGCGGACCAAAACGACGCCACUUCGUCCUCUAACCCCAUCCGAUCGGUCCCUAGAGAAGACACCCCUCUUUUAGAAACCUCAGACUCGUUGUCAUCAACGCCGAAAACAUUCGCCAACGUGUUCAUCGCCAUCGUUGGCGCAGGCGUUCUAGGACUCCCGUACACCUUCAUGCGCACGGGUUGGCUCACUGGAGUCCUCAUGAUAUUCGCUGUUGCGGGUCUUGUUUAUCGUGGCAUGAUGUUGUUGAUCCAAACUAGACGAAAACUCGAGUCCCCAAUCAUGUUUUCAAAAGUUAACUCGUUUGGUGAUCUAGGAUUCGCUGUUUGUGGUCCUGUUGGUCGUCUAGCUGUUGAUAUAAUGAUUAUUGCGUCCCAAGCGGGUUUUUGCGUUGGAUAUUUGAUAUUUAUUGGUAACACGUUGGCGAAUUUGUUCAAUGCAAUCCCAACUGAAUCGCGUAACUACCUUAAUGGUAGUUACAUUUUGGGAAUGCAAGCUAAAACGGUUUACAUAUGGGGUUGUUUUCCGUUUCAGUUGGGAUUAAAUGCAAUUCCCACUUUGACCCUUUUGGCCCCUUUGAGUAUUUUUGCUGACAUUGUUGAUGUUGGUGCAAUGGGGGUUGUGAUGGUGCAAGACGUCGCGGUUUUCGCGAAAAAUACUGUUGAUGUUCAUGCUUUUGGUUCUUUUCCUAUGUUUUGUUAUGGGCUUGGGGUUGCUUUGUUUUCUUUCGAAGGGGUUGGAAUGGCGUUGCCGUUGGAAUCGGAAGCACGAGAUAAGAAACGGUUCGGGUCGGUUUUGGGUUGGGCUAUGAUGUUUAUUGCUGGGAUGUAUGGGGUAUUUGGGGUGUUGGGUUAUUUUGCUUUUGGUGAGAACACUAGGGAUAUUAUUACUGCUAAUAUGGGUAAAGGGGUUCUUAGUAGUUUAGUGCAAUUAGGGCUUUGUGUGAAUCUUUUCUUUACAUUUCCUUUGAUGAUGAAUCCGGUUUAUGAAGUUAUGGAAAGAAGGUAUUGGGAAGGGAGGUAUUGUUUGUGGAUGAGAUGGGUGUUGGUUAUGGUGGUUAGUUUGGUGGCGCUUUUCGUGCCGAAUUUCACGGAUUUUUUAUCGCUUGUUGGGAGUAGUACUUGUUGCGUGUUGGGGUUGGUGUUACCGGCUUUGUUUCAUUACAUCGCGUUUAAGGAUGAGUUGAAGAGGGAAGAACUUAUGUGGGAUUUGGGGAUGAUUGUUUUGGGUGUGAUUCUUGGUGUAUUGGGGACUUGGUUUUCUUUGAUAGAAAUUCUUUUUUGAACCUAUGGAUCAAGGUUUGAAUUUGAUCAUGAAGUGUGUCACUCAUCACAUCAAAGUAUUUGAUGAUUGUGAAAGAAGAGAGCCUUCAAUCAAACAAUGAUUGUUGUUCUAUAUUAAUGCUUGAUGUCUAUGCAUUGGUUGCAAGUGUUUGUGUUGUGGUGUUUAGGGGGUGAACUAGUGUGAAAAAAUAAAGAUCACUCCUUGGUAGUGAAUUGAAAUUGCAGUUUGUAUUCAUGUUUGAGGUGGAUUGAAUGUUACUAUAAAAGCCAAAGAAAUGAAGGGUUUGUGAGUGUUGUCACAUUGUGUUAUUCGAUUUGGUAUUGUUA